CAUUUGAUUCAGAUCAUCCUUCCUUCCUCUUCUCCUCAUUGAGAUGUGGAGAUACGUAUGGUCACUGCUCCUACUCUUCGUCGUGUGCAAAGAUACCAUCUUCAUGGCGAAGUCUGCGGCGAUUCUCCUUCCUAGUCAAACCGGAGUUGACGAUUCUGUAUGCUCCGCGCCGGAUCCGAGCCUGAACUACAAGCCGGUCAUCGGGAUUCUGACCCAUCCUGGAGACGGCGCGACGGGUAGGUUGAACAACGAUACGAACGCGUCGUACAUCGCAGCGUCGUAUGUGAAAUUGGCUGAAGCUGGUGGAGCUCGUGUGGUUCCUCUCAUCUAUAACGAACCCGAAGAGCUUCUCUUUCAGAAGCUUGAAUUGGUGAAUGGUGUGAUAUUCACUGGUGGCUGGGCUAAAAAAGGAUUGUAUUUUGAUGUGGUCAAAAAGAUCUUCACUAGAGCUUUGGAAAGAAAUGAUGGUGGAGAGCACUUUCCUGUAUAUGCCAUUUGCCUAGGAUUCGAGCUUCUUACAAUGAUCAUAAGCCAGAACACAGACAUUUUUGAAAAAGUUGAUGCUAAGAAUGCUGCAUCAAGUCUUCAGUUCGUUGAAAUUGUUAGCAUCCAAGGAACCGUGUUCCAAAGAUUCCCCCCAGAGUUGUUGAAAAAACUCACUACAGACUGUUUGGUUAUGCAGAACCAUCAGUUUGGUAUCUCGCCAGACAACUUUGAAGGCAAUAUUGCUCUGUCUCGUUUCUUUAAGAUCGUCACAACAUGCCUUGAUGGCAACCGCAAGGCUUAUGUUUCAACCGUUCAAUCGAAAACAUAUCCGGUAACCGGCUUCCAGUGGCAUCCUGAGAAAAAUGCAUUCGAGUGGGGAUCAUCCAAAAUUCCACACUCUGAGGACGCUGUCCACGUGACUCAGCUCAUUGCGAAUUAUCUAGUCGGUGAAGCUAGGAAGUCACAGAACAGACCAUCUCCUGAGAAAGUGCUGAGCAAUCUCAUUUAUAAUUACAAGCCUACGUACUGUGGAUACGAAGGGAGAGGUUACGACGAGGUUUACAUUUUCGCACAACAAAGAUCCCUUCUCUAAGAACAAACAUCCUCUCGUGUGAUUGUUCGAUUGAACCAGUGAUGCUUCUUCAACUCUGUUAGUAUCUGUGAACUUGUAACCUCAUGAUGUUUAUGGCUUGUAUUUGUGAAGUGUAUUCUUUACUUCAAAGGAAUGUUGAAAAACAACCUCACCAGCGUUCAGUGAGCUUGAUAUAUAACGAUGUUGGGCUUAAACGUUUUAUAUACCUAUGUGAUGGGCUCAAUAAAGCCCAACAAAGCUUGGUA
Messenger RNA from Brassica oleracea var. oleracea, 1323 nucleotides. Its product is annotated as gamma-glutamyl hydrolase 2-like. The transcript is spliced from 10 exons. The record is from RefSeq and is a predicted model, not a curated record. The coding region runs from base 44 to 1078 and encodes 344 amino acids. NCBI's taxonomy places the organism in Eukaryota, Viridiplantae, Streptophyta, Magnoliopsida, Brassicales, Brassicaceae. Gene Ontology annotation, cellular component: vacuole. Gene Ontology annotation, molecular function: gamma-glutamyl-peptidase activity. Gene Ontology annotation, biological process: tetrahydrofolylpolyglutamate metabolic process.